Molecule: messenger RNA, 3641 nt
Organism: Psammomys obesus (fat sand rat)
Lineage: Eukaryota; Metazoa; Chordata; Mammalia; Rodentia; Muridae
Gene: Magee1
Product: MAGE family member E1
Exons: 1
Coding region: 270-3059 (929 amino acids)
Biological process (GO): negative regulation of transcription by RNA polymerase II
Cellular component (GO): nucleus
Source: RefSeq, a predicted model, not a curated record
CCAGCUGCGCCUGCGCGGACUGCGGCAGAAGGCGGGGUGUGAGAGGCGAGUGUUCUGCGCCUAGUGUUCACUGUUGGCUAGAACCUUCCUUCUUUCCCACCACCUCUAAUUUGGGCUCCUGCGACUCGCUUGGAAUUGGGGUUCUGGCGGCAGCAGCAGCAUUCCUGCUAGCAGCAGUCCUGUGCAGAGGCGCCUACAACACCUUGCGUCCUCUUCUGUGAGAUCGCGGGCCUGUCGGUGUCAGCUUCCCCACGCUGGUCGACAGGACCAUGUCGCUGGUAAGCCAGAAUUCGCGCCGCCGCCGCGGUGGAAGGGGCAGUGCUCGCAACAGCAGCGGCAAGGGGCUCCCUGCUGCUGCGCCAAGCCCAGACGUCCCUCGGGACCUGAGCGACCCCCAGAUUGUCCAGGGCCUCUGCGCCUCCGAGGGCCCUGGCACCUCCAAGCUGCACACCCCCCGGGAGGGCCCAAGCACCUCUGUGCCGCCCACUAUCUCAGAGGGCUCAAGCGCCUCCGGGCAGCUCAUCACCUCUGAGGGGCCGAAUACCUCUGAGCUGCCCACCUCCGUAGAGGGUCCAGGCACCUCCCAGCCUCCUGUCAUCUCCCCCGGGCAGAACGGCGCUGUGUCAAUCACCGCCUCAGAGGGCCCGAGCAUCUCUGUGCCACCCACUGCUCCUAAGAGCUCAAAGGCCUUUGAGCAUCUCACCAUCUCUGAAGGGCUGAGCAUCUCCGAACAGCCCCACUCCGAUGAGGUCCCUGAUGUGCAGCCCACCCUGGGUGAGGGUCCGGGAACCUCGGUGCCGCCCACCUUCUGCGAGGAAGAAUCGGGCAUUUCCGUGCCACUUCUCUCUGGUGAGGCCCUGAGCACCCCCGUGUUGCCCACCAUGUCGGAGGGACCGGGUAUCAAUGUGCCCCCCACCGCUAGUGAGGCCCCCAGCACUUCGGUGCCGCCCACUGUCUCUGAUGGACUGGGCAUCAACGUGCCGCCCACCGCGGGUGAGAGCCAGAGCACCUCCGUGCUGCUCUUGGCUUCGGAGGAACCAGACAUCUCCGUGUCUCCCCGCUCCGCUGAGGGACUGAGCACCUCCAUGCCGCCCCCCUUCGGUGAGGCUCAGAGCACCUGGGUGCCGCCCACCAUCUUGGAAGAAUCUAUCCUCUGUGUGCCGCCCACCUCGGUGCCGCCGCCCGCUGUUUGUGACAACCCGAACACCACCGCCAAGGGCCGGGGCGCGUCCCUGCGAUCCAUGUCUGCUGAAGGCUUCAUCAUCUCGAUGGCGCCCUGUGCUGCGGAGGGAUCUGCCACCUGCGGGCUGCUUCCCUGCGCUGAGGGCCCAAGCACCUCUGGGCUGCACACCAUGGGUGAGGGGCUGAGAACCUCGCAGAUGCCGCUAGCUGCCGAGGGCCCUAGCACUUCCGGUAUGCCUACUGCAGCUGAAAACCCUUCAGCCGCGUUGAGCUGCGGUGCUGCUAUGGGCAUGAACUUAUGCAAGUGCACCUCCCUCACUCUGCAAAAGGCCUCUGCUCCCUCUGUACGCCCAAAGCGUUCAGAAGGCCCCCUGGAAUUCCAGGUCCUGAGAGACAGUGAGAAUUCCAAUUCCAUUACCAUUAUGGGCCUUGGCACCGCCCACGUUGCCCUUACGCUGAAGCCUCAGGAUCCUAUGGAGCAAAACGUAGCAGAACUGUUGCAGUUUCUACUCGUGAAGGAUCAGAGCAAGUAUCCUAUCAAGGAAUCUGAAAUGAGGCAAUUCAUUGUCAAAGAAUAUCGCAACCAGUUCCCAGAGAUCCUCAGACGAGCAGCAGCCCACCUGGAGUGCAUUUUUAGGUUCGAACUGAAGGAGCUAGAUCCUGAGGAACACACCUACAUCCUGCUCAACAAACUGGGACCUGUGCCCUAUGAUGGGUUAGAAGACAUCCCAAAUGGGCCAAAGAUGGGACUCUUGAUGAUGAUCCUGGGACAGAUAUUCCUAAAUGGCAACCAAGCCAGGGAAGCUGAUAUUUGGGAGAUGCUCUGGAGAUUCGGAGUGCAGCGUGAGAGAAGGCUUUCCGUGUUUGGGAACCCGAAGAGACUUCUGUCUGUCGAGUUUGUGUGGCAGCGUUACUUGGACUACAGGCCGAUAACUGACUGUGUACCAAUCGAGUAUGAGUUUUACUGGGGCCCACGAUCCCACCUAGAAACCACCAAGAUGAAAAUUCUGAAGUUCAUGGCUAAGAUCUAUAACAAAGAUCCUAUGGACUGGCCAGCACAGUACAAUGAAGCACUGGAAGAAGAUGCUGCCAGAGAUGUUGGUAACGAGUGGCGAGCUGUUCCUCACUUUAGGAGGCCCUUUUUUGAGGAAGUUUCUCCAGAGCUCCUGGCUCCUGAUUCAGAUGCUCCUGGCUAUCCCACGAAAUACUCUCCCCAUUCAUGGCCUGAGUCAAGAUUAGAGAGUAAGUCAAGGAAAUUGGUCCAAUUAUUUCUGCUGAUGGAUUCAACUAAGCUGCCUAUACCAAAGAAAGGAAUUCUCUAUUACAUCGGCCGAGAGUGUAGCAAAGUGUUCCCUGACCUUCUGAAUCGUGCUGCUCGCACCCUAAACAACGUGUAUGGGACUGAGCUGGUGGUCCUCGAUCCAAGGAACCACUCCUACACCCUGUACAACCGAAGAGAAAUGGAAGAUACUGAAGAGAUUGUGGACAGUCCAAACAGGCCCGGCAACAAUUUCUUAAUGCAGGUUCUAAGCUUCAUCUUUAUCAUGGGCAACCAUGCUAGGGAGUCUGCAGUCUGGGCCUUUCUGAGGGGCUUGGGGGUUCAAAAUGGGAGAAAGCAUGUGAUUACCUGUAGGUAUUUGAGUCAGCGCUACAUAGACAGUUUGCGGGUCCCUGACAGUGAUCCAGUGCAGUAUGAUUUUGUAUGGGGGCCUAGAGCCCGCUUGGAAACCUCCAAGAUGAAAGCCCUGCGAUAUGUGGCCCGAAUCCACAGAAAGGAGCCACAGGACUGGCCAGAGCAGUAUAGGGAGGCGUUGGAAGACGAGGCCAAUAGAGCCGAAGCUGGGCACCGGCCACUGGUUGUUCGCAACUUGCGAUAGAUUAAUGUGUGGCAGUGGCAGUCAGUGAGGCCUUGUAUGGCCGGGCCUAGAGCCCUGGUUCUCAUGUAUUGGGGUUUGGGGGGGAUACAUAUUGUAUUUGGUAUUUGUGUUCCAGUUCCAUUGAUGGAUUUUCAUAUUUAGUUCUUGUUUGGUAUCUUGAAAAGUUUUCAUUGUUUUAAUAAUACUGUCCAGUAAUGUAAAUGUGAUUGUCCACUUGCUGUCUGUGCUGUACUUUGCUGUAAGAGUUUUGAUAGUGUUAUAAAGUGUUUUGGGACUCUUUCCACCUUGUUGCAUUGUCUGAAAGUGAAUAUAUAGCAUAUAGCUAUAGACAUAGGCUUUUCCCUGAAAGCUUGAAAAUAAAAUCAUCAGUAAAGUGAUAUAGCUUCAGAUGUUAAACAAACAAAUAUACAACAAGUGACAAAGCACUAAGUUGUGGCUGGCUUUCCUUUAUGUCUGCUAUUGUGUAAAGAAUACUAAUGUUUACCUGUAUUUGCUUUGCUGUACUAAAAGUAUUGAGAAAUAAAAGUGUAAUAAAUAAAAAUUCUAAUGCACUAAUUUAUUCAAUAAACAUUUGUUAAAUUC